This is a messenger RNA of Lactuca sativa (garden lettuce), 1127 nucleotides long. RefSeq names its product heavy metal-associated isoprenylated plant protein 46. Gene Ontology annotation, molecular function: metal ion binding. Lineage: Eukaryota; Viridiplantae; Streptophyta; Magnoliopsida; Asterales; Asteraceae. The record is from RefSeq and is a predicted model, not a curated record.
AAUAAUAAUUAUACCGGGCUAGUCACAUAAAGUUCUUAUUGUCUUUAAUAGUCAGAAAAAAGAAAAACUAAAAUGGAAUAUUUUUGUUAAAUUAAUGGUUUUAAAGAAUCAAAAAUACAUAAAAAUGUAAAAUUUGAAUUAUUUUCACGAAGUUUUAGUUUAUUAAACCAAAAAAAAAAAAAAAAAAACAUUUAUACGAAAUUUAAAGGCUUUAUGUGGUUAUGAUUGUUGUAUUUGAAUAAUAAUGUUGUAAAAAAUCAAAAGGGGUAAUAUGAAACAUUUAUGUAAAUGAAAGGCAUGUAAACGCAAGUUUGAAAUUAUGAGAUAUGCUCUACAACCUGACGUGUCUUCAGCCUAUACAAUCCCCGAAGUUGGUGACAGAGUCCUGAAAGUUACCAAAUUAUUUAUAAAAUAAAUAAUGCGAAGCUUCCUUCCCACGGCGUUGACCUUGUCGUCUUCCUCCUCUGUGAAUUCCACGAACACUAUAAAACCGCUCACAGAACUUUCACUCUCUACACAUCUCCUCUAAAUCCUCUUAUUUUCCAAUUUACUAGAUCCAAAACAGAUACACUCAUUACAGGCAAAUCAUCAUCUAGUUCACAGAAAUGGCAAAGCAAAAGAUUGUGGUGAAGGUGACAAUGAACACCGAGAAGAAAAUUCGUAAGGCUCUGAAAAUCGCCGUUAGUCUCUCCGGUGUGGAAUCGGCAUCUUUCGUUGGUUCAGAUAAAACCCAAAUCGCUGUAACCGGGGAAGACGUUGACUCAGUUGAACUGACGACCUUGCUAAGGAAAGGUGUCGGAUACACAGAGCUACUGAGUGUUGGUCCGGUGGAGGAGAAAAAACCAGCCGCCGCAAAAGAAUCAAACCCCGCGGUGGCGUCACUAAAUGUUAAUCCGUACGAAUACUACUACGGCAGCUACGGGAUGCCCUACUAUGCCUAUCAGAUUUGAGAUGUCAUCCACAAAACAGUCCAAAGAAAUUAGUUUUAUAUUGAUGUAUUAAUUUCAUUUUAUCCCAUUCAAUUUUUUUAGAGCGGAAUUCGCGUUGUAUAAAAUAAGAGAUCCUUUGUAUAUGUAUUGUGAUUGAGAUGUAUGGGAAUUACAUAAUAUAUGUUAGUUUAUUAACCA